AUGGUUUCUUUUUGGCCCUGGAAGGGCGAUACGAAUUCUGCAGCUUCUUUUGAGAAGACACUGUCGACGCUGUCGACCAAGAUCGCCCAAGCCACCACGCGACUCGACCAGCAACGUCAGUCUUCCCGGCGAAUCAAGGCUCUGUGGACGCUCUACUCGACAUUUGCCUAUCUGUUUUACUCUAUAAUUCUCGCCCUCGUACUGGGAUGGGAGAGCUGGGGAAUCAAGGAAUAUGCAGCCAUCAUAGGCGGGCCGGUCCUGAUAUAUGGUGUGCGCACUCUCAGCUCCAGAAUCUUCGACUACCGAAUCUCCCGCAUGCAACGUCGUCUUGAUGACUUCCAAAACCAGCGCGAGGAGACCAUCGAAAAGCUCAAGGUCGCAACCAAGUACAACUCCACCCAGCAACUGCUAGAGAAGUACGGUGGUGAGUCUCCCAGGUCCUCCCCGAGCCCAAAGAGACAAACCGAGAAGGGGCAGUUCGCACAGCAGCUACAGAAUGUGCCUCGCACUGGUCUCCCGCCGCCACCCACUGCCAACAUUCGCCGUCCUCCCUCGGCAUCGCAGAACAGCCCGCCAUCCCCCAAUUAUCCCUCUCCCCCUCUCGAGCUACCUCGGGCCCCGCAAACACCGCAGCAGUCGUCUUCCCCACCUUCUUUCUCUCCCCAACCACCCACCAAUCAACCCAGCUUUGCACCGAACGCAUUCCCUCAGAACAGCGAAUACACUGAACAACCAAAUUGGUAUGACCGUGUCUUGGAUGUGCUGCUGGGAGAGGAUGAAACCCAACCCCGCAACCGGAUGGCGAUGAUCUGCAGCGCGUGUCGGCUCGUCAACGGCCAGGCUCCCCCUGGGAUCAAAACACCGGAAGAGCUGGGCCGCUGGCGGUGUUGCAGCUGUGGAGCUUGGAAUGGCGUGGAAAGCGAGACAACAAAGAUCCUUAGCAGUUUGCGUCAGGAUACUGGGUCAGCUGAGGGGACAUGGGAGCCUGUGUCGAAGGCUGACGUGGAUACCCAUUCCUCCGAGAGUACGGAAGAGGGUGUGAUGGUGACUUCAAGUGAGGAGGAACAAGUGGACUCCAUUGGAUCUGACGCGGAGGACCAGACAGAAGAGGAACCUAAGCCCGCCCCUGUGCGGCGGUCUAAGCGCGGUGCGAAGGGAGACAAGGCAUAG
Molecule: messenger RNA, 1170 nt
Organism: Penicillium roqueforti
Lineage: Eukaryota; Fungi; Ascomycota; Eurotiomycetes; Eurotiales; Aspergillaceae
Exons: 3
Coding region: 1-1170 (389 amino acids)
Biological process (GO): endoplasmic reticulum tubular network organization
Cellular component (GO): endoplasmic reticulum tubular network
Source: RefSeq, a predicted model, not a curated record